Neltuma alba is the source of this 1357-nucleotide messenger RNA. RefSeq names its product ATPase family AAA domain-containing protein 1-B. Gene Ontology annotation, molecular function: ATP binding; ATP hydrolysis activity. The transcript has 5 exons. Lineage: Eukaryota; Viridiplantae; Streptophyta; Magnoliopsida; Fabales; Fabaceae. Gene Ontology annotation, cellular component: mitochondrial outer membrane. The record is from RefSeq and is a predicted model, not a curated record. The coding region runs from base 1 to 1116 and encodes 371 amino acids.
AUGGACGCAGUCUUCAGUGUUUGGCUUGAAGAUGGAAGGAAGCAGCAACGCCAGAAGCAACGGCGCGAAACGAACGGACUGGUAUUGGGCCUGGCGAUCCGACCAGAUGAGAGGGAAUUCGACGAAACCCACAAACGGGAUGUUAUUGCUUGUGAUGUGAUAAAUCCUGAUGACAUGGAUGUGGAGUUUGAUUCCAUUGGAGGGUUGGAAAAGAUCAAGCAAGCUUUAUUUGAGCUUGUUAUACUGCCUCUUAAACGACCAGAGCUGUUUUCUCAUGGCAAGCUUCUUGGACCGCAGAAAGGGGUGCUAUUGUAUGGUCCCCCUGGAACUGGUAAAACUAUGCUUGCCAAAGCUAUAGCAAAAGAGUCUGGAGCUGUUUUUAUUAAUGUGAGGAUAUCAAACCUGAUGAGCAAGUGGUUUGGUGAUGCUCAAAAACUUGUGGCAGCUGUGUUUAGCCUGGCCUAUAAGCUCCAGCCUGCCAUUAUAUUCAUUGAUGAAGUUGACAGUUUUCUUGGUCAACGCCGUUCAACCGAUCAUGAGGCAUUAUUAAACAUGAAAACUGAGUUUAUGUCCUUGUGGGACGGAUUCACCACAGACCAAAAUGCUCGAGUGAUGGUCCUUGCAGCAACUAAUCGUCCUUCAGAACUUGAUGAAGCCAUACUUCGGCGUCUUCCUCAAGCCUUUGAAAUUGGAGUUCCGGAUCAAAAGGAGAGGGUUGAGAUAUUAAAGGUUAUCUUGAAGGGUGAGAGAAUUGAAGACGGCAUUGACUUUGAUCACAUAGCUGGCUUGUGUGAGGGUUAUACAGGUUCAGAUUUAUUUGAACUCUGCAAGAAAGCUGCUUAUUUCCCAGUUAGGGACCUACUAGAUGAAGAGAGAAAAGGGAAACAGUCUCCUGCACCAAGGCCAUUGUCACAGUCGGAUUUGGAGAAGGUCCUUGCCACUUCAAGGAAAACGAAGGUUGCUGCAGGCGAAUACAGUGGAUUAACGCUACAUUCGCCAAGAUGGACGGGGCACAGGGAGUCAGGUGAUUAUCAGUUUCAAGAUGCAAUCAGUGAAUUAUCUAAGCUCGUGGUUUCUCAAAUUAUUAACUUCCAAUCUGAUGCUCAGGAUCCUUAAUGAUCCUGGCCACAUUUAGAGCAUACAAUUGUACUUUCAAUUAACAUGGCUUAAAGUGAAACAGCUCUGACCUCUUAUAGUAAUUUAUGAGCUCGUCCAUGUAAGAUUCAUGUGUUGUGAUCAUUUGCGUCCGCCACACUGUAAAAUUUUUUACGAUCCAAUCUUUUUGUAGUGUGUAAUUGGAUAAUCACGUCACACUUCUACAGAUUGCCAUACCAGUGAUGCAGAAUAUUCUUCGAAA